GCUUGUCAGAUUGUAGACAUGAAGGGUUGUUGGGCAAUCUCAUUUGAUUUAUUGGAGUCAUAGCUCUCCGCACUGAAGGAGGAACGGAGAGACCAAAUAUUCUCAGCUCACCAAUACAAUGAGCACUGACAAAAUAAUGGCGGAGUACAAUGUCAAAGUGGUGGUCACUAAAAAGAAUCAGCGCAAUGCUAACGAAAGUCCGUUUUUAAAAAGAGAAGUGGCACAUCCAACGUCAGAUAUAGAAACUUUGAUCCAUCUAGCAAAGGGCAGUCUUGGGACUGGUGUCCUGGCUAUGCCCUUUGCAUUUAGCAACGCUGGACUUGCACUCGGCCUCAUUGGUACCAUUUUUAUUGGUUUCGUUUGCACUCACUGCGUUCAUAUAAUGGUUAAAAGUGCGCAAGAACUUUGCUGGAGGCAUAAUAUCCCAGCUCUUGAUUUUGGUGACAUUGCUGAGACUGCGUUUAAGAACGGCCCUCAAAGCCUAAGGCCGGCGUCUGGAUUCGCUCGGGGAUUUAUUCAAACUCUCAUUGUGGUUGUUGCUCUGGGGGCUUGCUGUGUCUAUAUUGUGUUUGUCUCUUCCAAUCUCCAACAGGUGAUCGACUUUUUCACAGGCACCACAAUAGACAUCAAGCUCUAUAUCUUGAUGGUGACCGCUGUGCUUAUGGCGCUGGCAAUGAUCAGAAAUCUGCGACUCCUUUCACCCUUUUCGCUUCUUAGCAACGUCCUCUUCCUGGCUUCAAUAGGCAUUGUUUUCUACUACGUUUUUCAAGACUUGCCAAGCGUGAACGAAAGAGAGGCUUUCAUGUCCAUUACAAAACUGCCAGUAUUUUUCAGCACUGCCGUUUUUGCUCUUGAAGGAAUCACAGUGGUUAUGCCGCUGGAAAACAAUAUGAAAACGCCACAACAUUUCACGGGCUGUUUCCGAGUUUUAAAUACAGCCAUGGCCAUGAUUGUCAGUAUUUACGCGCUGGUCGGCUUUAUGGGUUACUUGAAAUACGGCGAUGAAGUCGAGGGCAGCAUAUCGCUGAAUUUACCUGAAGGCGAAAUCCCGGCCCAAACUGCACAAAUCAUGCUUGCGGCUGCAGUGGCCUUCACCUACCCCUUGCAAUUCUACUGCGCUAUGGAGUUCACGUGGCCCUCGCUAGAUAAAUUCCUUCAGCGAAAAGUGCCAAAAAUUAGUGGCUUGCUUGGAGAGUACAUUUACAGAGUGCUUUUGGUUUUGCUAACAAUGGCAAUUGCUCUUGCAAUCCCAAAUUUGUCUGCCUUGAUGGGCCUCAUCGGAGCAGUUUGCUUGUCAACCGUUGGGCUCAUGUUUCCUGCAAUUGUGGAGACGAUUGUUUAUUGGGAGGACUGGGGCUGGGGAAACUGGAAAUUGGUUAAAAAUAUUUUAAUUUUCUUAUUCGGCCUCCUUGGAUUUGUGACCGGACUUUAUACAAGCAUUUUGGACCUGAUCGCGUCUUUUGGUGGCGGAGAAGAAAAAGCGCUGCUCCUGUUGUGAUUUUGGCGAGCGGUUAAAAUCAAUGUAUGACCUCUAUAAAAAUUUAUUUAAUUGUGUUAAAAUUGAACUUUUAAUUAUUUGAUGAAGUAGUAUAAUGCUGAUGUGUUUCAAAACUAAUAAAAUAAAAUGAAAAAUACGCAAGAGUUGCACACGAGAUGUAUUGCACGUGGAAGA
Neocloeon triangulifer is the source of this 1672-nucleotide messenger RNA. RefSeq names its product proton-coupled amino acid transporter-like protein pathetic. The record is from RefSeq and is a predicted model, not a curated record. Gene Ontology annotation, biological process: amino acid transmembrane transport. Gene Ontology annotation, molecular function: amino acid transmembrane transporter activity. The transcript has 9 exons. NCBI's taxonomy places the organism in Eukaryota, Metazoa, Arthropoda, Insecta, Ephemeroptera, Baetidae. Gene Ontology annotation, cellular component: vacuolar membrane. The coding region runs from base 119 to 1498 and encodes 459 amino acids.